AUGCCAGCACACGGGAAACGAAAAUCAUCCCUGGAUCGAAAGAGCCCCGCUGCCAAACGAUCACAAACAACUCGAAAUACAUCAGAAAAUGCAAGUCGUCGUACACUGGAACCAGCCCCAACAUCUGCUCCACCAGCAUAUUCGUACAAUGAGGACAGCUUCGUUCAUUCCACAGUUAUAGGUCCCAUGAACAUUCAGUGCAGACAUUGCAAAGCCGUAAAAUUCAAAGGAGAGACACCAGGAUUCUGUUGCAAUAAUGGCAAGCUAAAAUUGCCUGAACAUCCAACUCCUCCCCCAUACUUGAACUCGCUCAUAUCCAAUGCAAAUGCAGAUUCAACGCAUUUCCUACAAAACAUCCGUUCAUACAACUCUGCCUUUCAAAUGACGUCCUUCGGAUGCAACCGAUUUCUCCUUCCAGGUUGGAAUCCAACCUAUACUAUCCAAGGUCAAGUAUGCCAUCGCAUCGGUGAUUUGUACCCAGAUGCCACUGCACAGCCACAGUUCCUCCAAAUAUACUUCGUCCAAAACCUAUCACACGAACUCAAACACCGUCAGAGCAUUACUGGCAAUGGAAACUUAAGAACUCACCUCAUCAAUGGGCUCAAUUCACUCCUACAUGCACAGAAUAAAUACAUCCGACAGUUGAAAAGUGCAGUUGAAUACCUCUCUCUCCAGGAGUCACAAGACCUACGAGUUGUAAUUCAUGAAGACAAAACACCUCAGAAGGAACAUCCACGUCGAUACAAUGCACCAUCCGGGGACGAUGUCGGUAUCCUAAUGCCUAAUGAACCUACAGCCACAAGAGACAUCAUACUGCACCAACGUUCAGGACAUUUGCAGCAUAUCUCAGAACUACACAGAGCGUAUGAUGCGCUACAAUACCCAAUUCUAUUCCCUUACGGCACAGACGGCUACAGCAUCUAUUUAAAAUCUGAAACAAACAAGAAAGUGACUCAAAUGCAAUACUAUGCAUACCAUCUCCAGUGCCGGCCAAAUAACUACAUCAUUCAUUGUAGACACCUCUUCCAACAAUUCCUGGUAGAUGUGUAUUGCAAAAUUGAAACUGAACGCUUACUAUACCUCCGCCGAGAACAACGAUCACUUCGAGCUGAUUCCUAUCACAAUCUACGUGACUCCAUCUUGAGCAAUGAUGCUGAUCCACGCAACGUUGGUCAGCGUUUCAUACUACCAUCCUCAUAUACAGCUGGUCCACGUUACAUGCACGAGAGACAACAGGAUGCGAUCAGUUACGUCCGCCUUUUCGGCCGACCAAGCUUAUUCAUCACCACAACAACCAAUCCAAAAUGGCCUGAAAUAUUGAGCAACCUCUUCCCUCAUGAAGCCGCAACAGACCGACCAGAUGUCGUCGUCAGAGUCUUCAACCAGAAGUUGAAGGUGCUGAUGAAGUUGUUGAAACAAGGUGCCUUUGGAGAUGUACAAGCAUGGCUGUAUUCUGUAGAAUUUCAGAAACGCGGGCUGCCUCACGCACAUCUCCUUAUCUGGCUAACCCCUGCCAGUAAAAUCACGCCUGACGUCAUUGAUUCUGUCAUAUCUGCUGAAAUUCCUGAUUCCAUUCAAGACAAACAGCUGCACGAAAUUGUCAAAGCCAACAUGGUGCAUGGCCCGUGUGGGCCGUUGAACCCAAAAAGCCCAUGCAUAAAGGAAGGCAAAUGUACAAAAGACUUCCCAAAGAGCUUCAGGCAAGCAACAGAACAGGGUAAAGAUGGCUACCCAAAAUAUCGUCGACGAAUGCCUGAAGAUGGUGGCAACACUCUGACAAUUCGACGACAGCAACAAAGUCAAGCGUACGAAAUCGAAAUUGACAAUCGCUGGAUUGUACCAUUCAACCCCUGGCUGCUGAGGCAAAUGAACUGCCACACCAAUGUAGAAAUUUGCUCCUCUAUCAAGAGCAUCAAGUAUGUUCUGAAGUAUGUGAAUAAGGGCUCAGACCAGGCCAUUUUUAGUAUACAGAACAACGACAGGGAUGAAAUAAAAAAGUACCAAGAUGCCAGAUAUGUCAGCAGUAUGGAGGCAGCCCACCGCAUCUUAGGCUACCCAAUGCAUGAACACUUCCCGCCAGUCAUGCAACUCGCCAUACACCUCGAAAAUGGACAACGUGUGUACUUCGACGCCAACAAUGCCUUACAACAUGCACUAAGUGCACCACCCAAAACCACACUAACUGAGUUCUUCGUCCUUUGCAAAACUGAUCCGUUUGCAGCUACACUUCUUUAUGUUGAGACUCCACAAUACUACACUUGGAACAGCCAAAUGAAGCAGUGGAACCGCCGUAAGCGAGGUGCAGUGCAUCCACAAUACCCAGGGCAGCAAUUCCGCGACCAACUAGCUGAAGACUUCAUCCAUAAAACUGGGGACCAAGAAGACAGCCACAAUCAGUGCCUUCAGGAGAUAGAGAAACAACUACUCUCAAUGCCAGGCAGCACAACCCUGGACAAGUAUGGAUUACCCAUCCCAAGCGUCCAACACAAUGACCACACUGUUGAAUACAGACGCUACACAAAUUACCCCGUAGAAGACCAAAACCAAUAUGUGGCGCUCCAUCAACCCACAUUGACAGACGAACAACAGAACAUCUACAACAGAUUAGUCAACAAAGUAGACACUGCUGAACCAGGACUCAUCUUCCUCGAUGCGCCAGGAGGCACAGGCAAAACGUAUCUUCUGAAACUAUUGCUAGCCAAAGUACGGUCUUCUGGUCAAGUCGCAAUUGCAACAGCAUCAAGUGGCAUUGCAGCCACCCUACUUCCAGGAGGGAGGACUCUUCAUGCCAUGUUCAAAGUGCCUCUGGAUGUCCAAAACCGAGACAUGCCCACAUGGCGCAUAGAACUGUUUAUGAAGCUAUCGACCGAACGAUCAAAGACAUUACUGGGAACCGGGAACCAUUUGGAGGUAUCCCCACUAUCUUAUGUGGAGACUUCCGCCAAAUACUCCCUGUAG
Lineus longissimus is the source of this 2958-nucleotide messenger RNA. RefSeq lists its product as uncharacterized. The record is from RefSeq and is a predicted model, not a curated record. The transcript has 2 exons. Bases 1 to 2958 code for a protein of 985 amino acids. Gene Ontology annotation, biological process: telomere maintenance; DNA repair. NCBI's taxonomy places the organism in Eukaryota, Metazoa, Nemertea, Pilidiophora, Heteronemertea, Lineidae. Gene Ontology annotation, molecular function: DNA helicase activity.